AUGCUGGAGCGCGCCCCGGUGUCGGCGCCGGCUCGGCUACUGCAGCACGCGCCGAGCGCUCCCGCGUUGCUGACGGAGGCGUCUCUGCACGCUGGCCGCCGCAUCUCUACACGCUGGCCGCCGCCGCCUCAUCUCUGCCCGCUGGCCAGCCAUGUCUCCUUCCAAUCCCGGGAAGGAAUUCAGGGACCUGGUGAUCAGGAGCAGCGUGCUCGCCACGCUCGCCGCCAUCUUCCACUUCAGGGGCACCAAGCCGAGCUACCUUGGUGUGGAGAAGAGCUCAUGUACAAGUAUUUAUUAGGGAGAGAUUUGUUGAGAUUUCAGUAUUUCAUAAUCAGGGAACGAAAUAAAUUCCCACUUACACGUAUAUGA
Messenger RNA from Hordeum vulgare subsp. vulgare (domesticated barley), 369 nucleotides. RefSeq lists its product as uncharacterized. Bases 1 to 369 code for a protein of 122 amino acids. Lineage: Eukaryota; Viridiplantae; Streptophyta; Magnoliopsida; Poales; Poaceae. The transcript has 3 exons. The record is from RefSeq and is a predicted model, not a curated record.